GAUUAGCAUCCAGUCCCCACCUCCUUGUUGUAUUCAACCCUGGUGUCCCGGCUCCAGCGGCACCGCUGUCCAACGUCCUGAAACUGCAGCCAGCGCUUCGCUUCGCCUCGCCACGCCAUCGCAGCCAUGCCUCUCAGACACACUGCAUGUGUCCUCCUCUUGCAGGCUGCUGCAUUGGUGCUACAUCAGGUCAACGCAUUCCCAACUCCUGCAGGAGCCCAAGACAAAGCUGUAUCUAAUCUGGAGUUAUCAGCGGAAAGACCAGUGGAAGUACAGGAACUGGACGGCCAUUCAUCAUCGACAGAGAACAAGGUCCCGCUGCAGAAUGACUCGUUUGCGGAUGACCUCAUGCUGCUGAAAUCAUUGGCGGAGAAAGAAAGUGAGAAGGCGGGGGACGUUAGCAAAGACUCUCCGACCAACGUCUCCGCUCCUCCCGCCCGCAGUGUCAAUUCCACCAAAAGCAGGAGACUCGCUCACGAUUACGACGAUUCCACAAAGAAUGCAAUGGAUUACAAAGAUGAAGAUGACCCUGAUGGUCUACACCAGUUGGAUGGAACACCUUUGACUGCCGAAGACAUUGUCCAGAAAAUCGCCAAUAGAAUUUACGAAGAAAAUGACAGAGGAGUGUUUGACAGAAUCGUUUCUAAACUCCUAAACCUAGGACUGAUAACAGAAAAUCAGGCGGACAAUCUGGAAGAAGAAGUUGCCAUCUCUUUGCAACAACUUAUCACCAAUGAAGCCCAUAAGAAUGAAGUCAGGGAUGAAAAUGAUGAUCUCCCUGUUCUGAAGACAGAAGCCGACCGGCGUGAUCGAGACAGGGAGGAGGACGAGAAAAUCGCAAAAGCUGCAAAGAAACAACGCGAGCUUGUGAAGAAGGAGAGAGACCGGACACCCACCAUUAACAAGAACCAAGGAAACAAUCUACCAGUUGCCCAGGACAUGGAUGAUCUUCAAUACUUUCCCAACUUCUACAACCUGCUACAGAGUUUAAACACAGAACAAGAUGCAAAGGAGAAGGAAACAUUGAUAACCAUCAUGAAAACUCUAAUUGAUUUUGUGAAGAUGAUGGUGAAAUACGGAACAAUUAAACCAGAAGAAGGCGUUUCAUACCUGGAGAAUCUCGAUGCAAUGAUCGCAGUGCAGACAAAAAACAAGCUCGGCAAAGUCAAGCCCUAUGCCAUAAGUAAGGAAACAGAAGGUACGAUCGAUAACUUAGACAGCACAAAGAACUACGUAAAGCAGGACAAAGAGACGGCUAAUUCUGAGGAUUCCACGAAAGAGAUAGUGGAAGAAACAGAAGAGGAGAAAGAACUUGACAAAACAGAGUCUUACCUUUCGGCAAUCAGAAAGAAUAUCGAGUGGCUGAAGAAACACAAGCAGGGGAACGGGGAAGGUUAUGAGCUUGAGAAGUUGCGAGACACCAUUGACCAACAAGUUGACAACUACGUACAAAAAGGGAUCCUGGAGGAAGGAGAAGGGGAUAUUAUCAAACGUAUCUAUGAUAGCCUGUGACACCCUC
This is a messenger RNA of Amblyraja radiata (thorny skate), 1519 nucleotides long. RefSeq names its product secretogranin III (gene scg3). The transcript has 12 exons. Gene Ontology annotation, cellular component: secretory granule membrane. The record is from RefSeq and is a predicted model, not a curated record. NCBI's taxonomy places the organism in Eukaryota, Metazoa, Chordata, Chondrichthyes, Rajiformes, Rajidae. Bases 127 to 1512 code for a protein of 461 amino acids. Gene Ontology annotation, biological process: protein localization to secretory granule.